UAUUCUAAUGAUUUUACCUUGAAAAAACUUUGAUCCUGUAUAGUUUAGGUAAGCAUGCUCCAUAUUGAAGUUUUGGGGAUUUUUCUCUCCUUCCCCAGCAUUGGUGGAAAUUCCUAUUUACUGUAGGAUUUGUUUUCCAGUCAGCAUCUUGUUCCUUUUCAUAAUUUUUGGCCUUUUGCUAAAUUGGUGGGAAUAAAGAUUGAAGAAAUCUGGGAUAUACUAGGCUGAGAAACUCUUUCAGCAUAUAAUUAAAUCACAUGUGUGCCACCUUAAAGUAUCUGUUGCUGGAGAGAUAUGUAGCUUUGAGGUGUGGAAGAAAAUGUCAGUCAGCAUGCAUGAGAAUCGGAAGUCUAGAGCCAGCACUGGCUCUAUAAACAUAUAUUUAUUUCACAAAUCUUCAUAUGCUGAUAGUGUCCUCACUCAUCUGAAUCUUCUGCGUCAACAGCGUUUAUUUACAGAUGUACUCCUCCAUGCUGGAAACAAGUCAUUUCCUUGCCAUAGAGCUGUGCUAGCUGCCUGUAGCCGAUAUUUUGAAGCUAUGUUCAGCGGCGGUCUUAAAGAAAGCCAGGCCAGUGAAGUCAACUUCCACAAUUCCAUCCAUCCAGAGGUUCUAGAACUUCUUCUGGACUACGCGUACUCUUCAAGGGUCAUCAUCAAUGAAGAAAAUGCAGAGUCCCUCUUGGAAGCAGGUGAUAUGUUGGAAUUCCAAGACAUUAGAGAUGCUUGUGCAGAAUUCUUGGAGAAGAACCUUCAUCAUACCAAUUGCCUUGGCAUGCUGCUUCUGUCGGAUGCUCAUCAGUGUACCAAACUUUAUGAGCUCUCUUGGAGGAUGUGCCUUAGCAACUUCCAGACCAUCAGUAAAAGUGAAGAUUUUCUCCAGCUUCCAAAAGACAUAGUUGUUCAGCUGCUCUCUAGUGAAGAAUUAGAGACUGAAGAUGAACGAUUAGUUUAUGAGUCUGCCAUGAACUGGAUUAACUAUGAUAUAAAUAAACGUCACUGUUACCUGCCAGAAUUAUUGCAGACUGUGAGACUGGCUCUUUUGCCAGCCAUAUACCUAAUGGAAAAUGUAGCUACUGAAGAGCUUAUCACCAAGCAAAGGAAAAGUAAAGAGGUUGUAGAGGAAGCAAUCAGGUGCAAAUUGAAGAUUCUGCAGAAUGACGGUGUAGUCACUAGUUUAUGUGCUAGGCCUCGAAAAACUGGACAUGCCUUAUUUCUUCUGGGAGGCCAGACAUUUAUGUGUGACAAAUUAUAUCUUGUCGACCAAAAAGCAAAGGAGAUCAUUCCAAAAGCUGACAUUCCAAGCCCAAGGAAGGAAUUCAGUGCAUGCGCAAUUGGCUGUAAAGUCUAUAUUACUGGCGGUCGAGGAUCUGAAAAUGGAGUCUCUAAAGAUGUUUGGGUAUAUGAUACGCUUCAUGAAGAAUGGUCCAAAGCAGCUCCAAUGCUAGUUGCUCGGUUUGGCCAUGGUUCUGCUGAACUCAAACACUGUCUAUAUGUUGUAGGAGGUCACACAGCAGCCACUGGUUGUCUUCCAGCCUCUCCCUCAGUAUCCUUAAAACAAGUAGAACAGUAUGAUCCUGUGACUAAUAAAUGGACAAUGGUUGCCCCACUUCGAGAAGGAGUAAGCAAUGCUGCUGUAGUCAGUGCAAAGUUAAAACUCUUUGCUUUUGGUGGUACCAGUGUCAGUCAUGAUAAGCUUCCAAAAGUACAAUGUUAUGACCUGGGUGAAAACAGGUGGACUGUACCAGCCACUUGUCCUCAGCCAUGGCGAUACACAGCUGCAGCUGUUCUCGGUAACCAAAUUUUUAUUAUGGGUGGAGAUACUGAAUUCUCUGCUUGCUCAGCUUAUAAAUUCAACAGUGAAACUUACCAGUGGACCAAAGUGGGAGAUGUGACAGCUAAGAGAAUGAGUUGCCAUGCUGUUGCAUCUGGAAACAAGUUAUAUGUUGUGGGAGGCUACUUUGGAAUCCAGAGAUGCAAAACAUUAGAUUGUUAUGACCCCACACUUGAUAUGUGGAACAGCAUAACCACAGUGCCCUAUUCGCUAAUCCCAACUGCAUUUGUGAGCACAUGGAAACAUCUCCCUUCUUAGCUGCAUGUGUGCUUAUACAGUUUAUUGCAUUAUAACGCUGAGUAAACCUGGGAACCAACUGUGGAGAAGUGGUUUUGAUGAAGACAUUUCUUUUUUGAAUUUGAAGAAGAUACCCUGCACCUUCUAAAUUCUUAAAAGUUGGAAAUGAAGGAAUGGAAAUGGGAAUAUUGUUUUCGGUAUAUCAGCACAUGGUUUAAUUAUGAAUGAACGAACCCAUGGUCGGGUCCUUGUGUUAGUAAUUGUGGAUUAAUGUCAAGUUUAAUAAUCCUUUCAAAUGGGAGGGGAGGUAGGGAGGGGGGAUGAACUUUCCAGAGCUGCAUAACACAGCACAACCCUCAAUUUUCAUGGACUUUGCUUUUUGUGUGCAAAAUUUGAAAUGGUUGUCACCUCCCUUUGUGACAGUUUGAAGUGUCAACAGCAGCUGCGAAGGAAGCAUACAAGGGUUCAGCAAGAUGUAUCCUUUGUGAAUGAAGAUGCAGCUUUGCCCAGGGCAAUGAGCUUUGUCCUAGGCAGUGCUGGGAGCAUCAGUUUCAAUUGGUGAGCUGCGUUGUGGCUCUUGAAUUACUUUCUUAGGGAGCAGCAGCUCAAUUAUUAAAAAAUAAAAUAAUUUUUUCCCCCAGCGUCUACGCGAAAGGAGAAUGACUCUUCUUCCCUACGUACAUGCAAUUUAUUUCUUCUUGUAUUUAUUAAUUAUGACUGUCCUGCUUCUGAAUUGUUACUUGUUGUAGAUACAGCUAUUUAUUGUUCAGUGCUUGCAUGCUGAAACAAUGCCUGGAGUAAUUUUCAAGUUAUAAGGGCUUAUCGGACUCUUAUGUUUUGCACAUUCUGUGAUUUCUGACUUGUUCUGCUGCACAAAAAAAAAAAAAAAAAAAAA
Thamnophis sirtalis is the source of this 2963-nucleotide messenger RNA. NCBI's taxonomy places the organism in Eukaryota, Metazoa, Chordata, Lepidosauria, Squamata, Natricidae. The record is from RefSeq and is a predicted model, not a curated record.